This is a messenger RNA of Aspergillus tanneri, 1077 nucleotides long. RefSeq names its product glutamate--ammonia ligase (gene glnA). The transcript has 6 exons. NCBI's taxonomy places the organism in Eukaryota, Fungi, Ascomycota, Eurotiomycetes, Eurotiales, Aspergillaceae. The record is from RefSeq and is a predicted model, not a curated record. Gene Ontology annotation, cellular component: cytoplasm. Gene Ontology annotation, molecular function: glutamine synthetase activity. The coding region runs from base 1 to 1077 and encodes 358 amino acids.
AUGCCUGAAUCAACACCCACCGUCUCCAACACGGAGAAUCUCAUGAAGUACAUGACCCUCGACCAGCGAGGAAGCGUCCAGGCUGAGUACAUUUGGAUCGACGCCGUCGGUGGCUGCCGCAGCAAGACCAAGACUCUUUCUAAGACCGUCAAGUCUGUCGAUGAGCUCCCCGAAUGGAACUUCGAUGGUUCCUCCACCGGCCAGGCACCCGGUGAUAACUCUGACGUCUACCUGCGUCCCGUCGCUAUCUUCCCCGACCCCUUUCGCCUCGGUGACAACAUUCUCGUUCUCUGCGAGACCUGGGAUUCGGAUGGUACUCCCAACAAAUUCAACUACCGACACGAGUGUAACCGCCUAAUGGAGGCCAAUGCCAAGGAGGAAUUCUGGUUCGGUCUGGAGCAAGAGUACACUCUCCUCGGUACCGAUGGCUGGCCUUACGGAUGGCCCAAGGGUGGUUUCCCUGGAGCUCAGGGCCCCUACUACUGUGGUGUCGGAACCGGCAAGGUCUACUGCCGUGAUAUUGUCGAGGCUCACUUCCGUGCUUGCCUGUUUGCUGGCAUCAAGAUCUCAGGUAUCAACGCCGAGGUCAUGCCUUCUCAGUGGGAGUACCAGGUUGGUCCUUGCGACGGUAUUGAAAUGGGUGACCACCUCUGGAUGUCGCGUUACAUUCUCCACCGUGUCGCUGAAGAGUUCGGUGUCAAGAUUUCCUUCGAUCCCAAGCCGAUCAAGGGUGACUGGAACGGAGCUGGUCUCCACACCAACGUCUCCUCUGCCUCUAUGCGUGCCGAGGGUGGUAUGAAGGUUAUCGAGGCUGCUAUGAAGAAGCUGGAAGCCCGCCACGAGGAGCACAUUGCUGUCUAUGGUGAGGGCAACGAGGAGCGUCUCACUGGCCGCCACGAGACUGGCAGCAUCGACAAGUUCAGCUAUGGUGUCGCCGACCGUGGUGGCAGUAUUCGUAUCCCCCGCCAGGUUGCCAAGGAUGGCAAGGGUUACUUCGAAGAUCGUCGCCCUGCCAGCAAUGCUUGCCCUUACCAAAUUACUGGUAUCAUCGUUGAGACUCUCUGCGGUGGCCUCUAA